AUGAGCUCCUCCCUAAGUAGUAGCUUAGGCGGUGUCGCGAACCGCAUGGACUGGCUCUAUGCCUACAUCGCUGGCACUGCUUUCCUUGUCUGCGGCUUGGUCGCCGUCGUUCUCUUAUUAUCUUCUCAAAAGCAGAAGGCCGGAUUCAACAAAGAUGGUGGCCUCUUGACCUAUGUGAAUUUUAUUUAUGCCACAUUCCUCAAACCCCAUGACAAAACUGGCAAUGGCCAACAGGAUGCCUUGGAGAGCUUCUACAAGACACAGGCCGGUGCGUACGAUGCCACGCGCAAGCGCCUUCUACGUGGCCGAGAGGACAUGCUUGGUCUGGCUGCAGCGCAGCUGAAGUUUAAGGCGGAGAAUAAGGAGCUUAAAGCUGGAAAGGCAGUCUGGGUUGAUAUUGGCGGUGGUACUGGAUACAACAUCGAAGCUAUGUCGGCUUUCUUGCCCGUAAACGAGUUUUUUUCCCACGUCUACCUGGUCGACCUUUCCCCUUCUCUUUGUCAGGUAGCUCGUGAACGGUUUGCGCGACUGGGGUGGAAGAACGUCAGCGUUGUCUGUCAAGAUGCACGGUCUUUCCGCUUGCCAGAUGCAGAUAGCGUUGAUCCACGGACGAAGACCACCCCGGGCGCAGAUCUCAUUACCAUGAGCUAUAGUCUGUCUAUGAUCCCCGAUUAUUAUAGUGUGGUUGACUCCCUCCCGGCGCUGUUGAAGCCGUCCGGAAUACUGGGAGUUUGUGAUUUCUACGUUCAAAGUAUCGUGGAUGUUUCGUCCCGCAAUUACACCGGGGGUGCCUUCAACCGCCAUGUCAACUGGCUUGGCCGGGUCUUCUGGCGUGCUUGGUUUGAUGUGGACCGUGUGAGCCUCGAAGCUGCCCGCAGGGAUUACUUGGAAUAUCGAUUCGGAACGGUUGUCUCGGCCAGUGAAAGAAACUACCUCCUCGGAGGAAUCCCGUACUACAUCUUCGUCGGAUGCCAGAAGGAUAUCACCUCGAGCCAAUCUGGUAGGGAGGCCAUUGAAAAACUGGAUGCAUCCUUCACCGAAUCGCCAUACCUUUCCCCCGCCAACCAUCGUCAGGAGAUGGAUAAAGCCAUUGAAUUGAGUGCACAAGAGGUACGCUCCAAAGCGUACGAGUCUGCCGUCAUCAACCUGGGUUCCAACCUCCCCCUCCCAUCCUCUUUCUACCAAAACCACCACUACCGGAUAUUCUACAACGAUCUGCUUCCCAAGCACACCCAGUUCAAGAACGAAUACAUCUACGCUUUUAACUGGGAAGACCCUCGCGUAGAUCACCGUCUACUUGACAUUAAACGAGACGACGUGAUCCUGGCAAUCACAAGCGCAGGGGACAACAUCUUGGACUAUCUUCAGAAGAGCCCCCGACGCGUGCAUGCCGUUGACUUGAAUCCUAACCAGAAUCAUCUCCUUGAACUUAAGGUAGCAAGCUUCAUUGCCCUUGGUCACCGUGAUGUCUGGAAGAUCUUCGGCGAAGGAAAGCACUCUGAAUUCCGCCAGCUUCUCAUCUCGCGACUGAGCCCACACCUCUCAAGCCAAGCAUUCCAGUAUUGGCUUGAGCAUUCUCAUAUCUUCACAUCCUCAUACAGCAGAGGGCUCUAUGAGACUGGAGGCUCACGCCACGCAAUUAAGAUGGUUCGUUACCUCUUCAAGGUCUUCGGACUGGAAGCGCAAGUGCGAAAACUGUGCGAGGCCCAGACAAUAGCUGAGCAGCGUGAAAUCUGGCCGCGUAUCCGCUCGGUCUUGAUGAGCAAGCCUCUUCACUGGGCUGUCGUCGGAACCGAAUGGUUUGCUUGGAAGGCCGCAGGCGUGCCUCGGAAUCAGCGAAACAUGAUCAUUGACGAUUUCUUCAAGCGAAACGGCCUCACCCACGACAUGAAACAGGCCAAGGACAUCAGCGGCCAAUCAAUUUGGGAAUACGUGGUUGAUACUCUGGACCCUGUUGUCAAGGACACUUUGAUCAGCAACGAUAAUUACUUCUACUUCCUGUGUCUACAGGGGCAAUUCUCCAGAAGAUGCCACCCCACCUACUUGUCUCCCAAAGCGCAUGUGAAGCUGUCAUCUCCGGGGGCUUUUGAUGGUCUUCGCAUCCACACAGAUGAGAUCAAUGAAGUGAUCAAACGGAUAACACCGGGCAGCCUAACCAUUGCCGUGGUCAUGGACUCGAUGGAUUGGUUCGACCCCGAAGGGAACGAUGCCUCGGUGCAGGCACAGAAGCUGAACCACGCUUUGAAAAUGGGCGGUCGUAUACUGCUCCGUUCGGCUAGUAUCGACCCCUGGUACGUGCGACACUUUGAGGAGAACGGCUUCUCUGCGCGACGUGUCGGCGCCCGAUUCCCGGGAACAUGUAUUGACCGGGUGAACAUGUAUGCCUCGACGUGGAUCUGCACCAAGACCAAGGAACUGGAAACGGAGCGACCAAGUGCCGAGCGAUCGAUCUCUUUACUGUCGCUGAAUGAGAAGCGGUCAAGUGUAGAGCAUCUUGACCUAUAA
Aspergillus pseudonomiae is the source of this 2505-nucleotide messenger RNA. Its product is annotated as class I SAM-dependent methyltransferase. NCBI's taxonomy places the organism in Eukaryota, Fungi, Ascomycota, Eurotiomycetes, Eurotiales, Aspergillaceae. The record is from RefSeq and is a predicted model, not a curated record. The transcript has 8 exons. The coding region runs from base 1 to 2505 and encodes 834 amino acids.